AUGCAUCAGUUGGUGGAACAUUUUUUAAAGCUAAAGCCUCCUAAGUUUGAUGGGAAAGGUGAUCUAGAGGCUGCUUCCCUCUGGGUCGAAGAGUUGGAAAAAGCGUUUGCGCUACUGAGGUGCACAGAAGAAGAAAAAGUGACCCUGGUGGUGUAUCAACUUCAGGGGAAUGCAAAUGACUGGUGGAAGGCCACCCGGGGUAGAGUUUUCCCUACUGACACGACCCAGAACUGGACUGCUUUUACUGAGGCCUUUAAUGGAAAGUAUUUCUCGGAAAGUGCCCAGGUGCAAAAGAUGGCUGAAUUCUUGAGGCUUCGUCAAGGUAAGAUGACUGUGGAUCAAUAUGAGGCAGAGUUUGCAAGGUUGUCCAAAUUUGCACUGAAGAUGGUAGAUGACCCAUUGGAUAAAGCCCGGAGGUUCCUAGAUGGGCUGAAGCUGGAGCUCCGUAGUCAACUGAUAAUGUUGAAUUUGAGGGAUUAUAACGAGUUGUACGAAUGGGCUCAAGCGGUGGAACGAGAUAUGAUGGAGAGAGCUGCUGCUUUUAGAUCGCGGUACGCCCCGGCUAGGGAAAAUCGCAUUUUGGAAAGAAACCUAUGGCGGGAAAUAGGCGCUUUGUCCCUCCUGUCAGAAAGAAUAUCGGGAAGCCGGCUUACUACUCAAAUGUUGUAUGUCAGAGUUGUGGGGGUAGACACGGAAAUGGACCUUUCCCGAGUAGGGGUGGAGCGUGCUUUGGAUGCGGUAAAUGAGGGCACCAAGUGA
Syzygium oleosum is the source of this 759-nucleotide messenger RNA. RefSeq lists its product as uncharacterized. Lineage: Eukaryota; Viridiplantae; Streptophyta; Magnoliopsida; Myrtales; Myrtaceae. The record is from RefSeq and is a predicted model, not a curated record. The transcript has a single exon. Bases 1 to 759 code for a protein of 252 amino acids.